Humulus lupulus (European hop) is the source of this 852-nucleotide messenger RNA. RefSeq lists its product as uncharacterized. The record is from RefSeq and is a predicted model, not a curated record. Lineage: Eukaryota; Viridiplantae; Streptophyta; Magnoliopsida; Rosales; Cannabaceae. The transcript has a single exon. The coding region runs from base 1 to 852 and encodes 283 amino acids.
AUGGACAAGCAGUUUACUAAAUUCCUGGAAGUAUUCAAGAAACUGCACAUCAACAUUCCAUCUGCGGAGGCCUUAGAGCAAAUGCCGAGCUAUGUCAAGUUCAUGAAGGACAACUUGUCCAAGAAAAGGAAGAUGGAGGACUUUGAAACUAUGGCAUUGACGGAAGAGUGUAGUGCUAUACUGCAAAAGAAGCUCCCUCCUAAACUGAGAGAUCCUGAGAGUUUCACAAUACCGUGCACUAUUGGGAGAAUUGAGGGAAUAAAUGCUCUUUGUGAUUUGGGGGCUAGUAUCAACCUGAUGCCAUUGUCAGUUUUCAAGAGAUUGCAACUUGGUGAAGCCAAGCCCACAACUGUAACUUUGCAACUAGCUGAUCGUUCGUUGGCACAUCCAAGAGGGGUAAUUGAAGAUGUCCUUGUCAAAGUAGACAAGUUUAUUUUUCCUGCCGAUUUCAUAGUUCUUGACAUGGAAGAUGAUAGCAAUGUUCCCAUUAUCCUUGGGAGACCCUUCUUGGCAACAGGCCAAGCACUCAUAGAUGUUCAGAAGGGUGAGUUGAAGUUGAGAGUGCAAGGAGAAGAAGUUGUAUUCAAUGUGCUCAAGGCCAUGACCUAUCCAGAAGCUAGUGACAAUUGCUUUUCGGUGGAUGUAAUGGGUAAUUUAGUGGAAGAGAGAAAACUGAUAAAUGAUCCUCUUGAGUUAAGUUUGGUUGAAGAUGAGGUUAGUGAUCAAGAUGGAAAGGAAGCUAUGGAGUACGCAAAAUGGCUUAAUUCUUAUGGGCCAUUAAGGAGGAAAUACUUUGAAGAGCUUGGGGCAGUACCAAAAAAGUCAUUGCCCUCAGUUGAGAAACCCCCAUAG